Molecule: messenger RNA, 1158 nt
Organism: Lasiodiplodia theobromae
Lineage: Eukaryota; Fungi; Ascomycota; Dothideomycetes; Botryosphaeriales; Botryosphaeriaceae
Exons: 2
Coding region: 1-1158 (385 amino acids)
Source: RefSeq, a predicted model, not a curated record
AUGCCGGCUCCACUGGCCAAAGGCGCCAUCAUCGCCGCGUCGCUCAUAGUAGCCGCCGGUAUCGCCGUCUACCAGAACCCUCAGGUCCAGCAGUGGCUCGACGCCAGACGCCGCAAAAUCGCCAUCGCCCUGCACAAUCUCGGCGACGAGAUUAACCCGCCCGCACACCGCAACCGGAAUGCCCGCGAAGCCGACGAGCAGCGCCGCCGCCGCGAAGACAUCAUCCGACGUAACCGGAAUGAGCUCAUACGACGGGCCCGGGAAGAAGGAGUGGCUGUCGACCUGGACGAGCUCGCUCGCAUCGGGGAGGAAUAUGACGAGAAAAACUCGCGGCGGCGCGGCCAGAGCUUCGACGACCUGGUCAACGAAGAUGGCAUGCUCCGCGAGUCAGUAUCGGGCUCUACGCUCAACGAGAAGCCUGUUGCCGCCACCGCCGCCACCGCCGUCGACACUAGCGCAGGGCAAGGCCUCAGGAACCGCGGCUCUGGCGCCCGCGGAUUCGUGAGCGGCUCAUCUUACGCGGAUCCAUUCGCCGACGAAGGAUCCGUCUUGUUCGACCGUGACCUGAUCGGCGCCGAGGAGGAGGAGAACUCGGUCGACGGAAAUGACGACGAGGAAGCGCCCGUGCCCCACGACUUCACUACCCCAUCUCGCGAGAGUACCGCCACCGUUGAGGCCGACCAGCCCGCGCCCCGACUAGUUGACCUGUCCGAACCGUUCUCCGCUCCCUUCAACCAUGCGCAGCUCGCUCCGCCCGCCGAUGCCGACGCCGCCACGACCUCGUUCUACUCCACCAUGUCCGGCCCCGCUGCCGACGCUGGCAAUGACGCCGACAUGGACGACUACGACGACGAUAUGGGCGCGAGCACGGGUACCUUGACGCCGACCGAGGACAACUUCUCGACCGACGCCUCGCUCAUCGGCCGCGACGCCGACGAUGUAGCCGUCCUUUCCACCCUGCAGAACAGCACCUUGUCCGUCGCCCACAGUGAAGGCGUCGAUGCCCCUGGGAACCCGUUCAACAACAACGACGCUGCAUUCGAGGAGGACCGUUUCAGCGACGCCAGCUUCUCUGACAUCGGAGCCCGCACGCCCAGCAGCUGGACCGACGUCGGCAGCGACUUUGAGAGCGAGACCGCCAGCCAAGCCGGCCACUAG